AAUGGUCCUACAGUGCAAGAGACCAAUGGCACUGAGCAUAAACAGAUAACCAACGAAUCACUCCUAAAUGGUGAUCCAACAUCAAGUAGUCAACAGGAAAACUCUGAUGAUCAAGCAGUUUCACUAAAGAAGCAAGAGAGUCCUGUAGAAGAUCUCAAUGCCAGUAACACAAACAGUGAUGAAUUGCACCAGUUUGUUGCAAGGGUUCAUAAACUGCCAGCGCCCUCCGGAACCCUGGCGCAAAACUUGAUGCGUCUCCUGGACAGCGAUUCUUCCACCUUCAGUGAUGUUGCUCUGGUACCUGCUAAUGAUACCAGGAUUCCUGCGCAUAGAUUUCUUCUUCACUGCCGCUGUGAGAUCUUUGCUGCUAUGUUAGGAGGUGGAUGGAUAGAGAGUGAGACGCAAGAGAUACAAAUGAAAGGCCUUGAUUUCACCAUGAGUCGUCUGGUUGUGGAAACCAUUAUACAGUUCCUGUAUGGAGGUGCUGCCAGUCUUUCAGAUGAUGUUAACCUCAGAGAUCUCCUUGGUGCAGCUGAUAUGUAUGGGUUAGAGGGAUUGAAAGAAGUCACUGCCUUUCAUCUCAAAAGAGACUGGUGUCAUCUCUUUCACAAGCCACUGUGUGCUGAGUGCUCGGCCCUGGUACCACAUUGCUAUGCGUUAAGUGAGAGUUUUGGAUUGCCUGACCUAUCUCAAAUGUGCCUCAGGUGGAUGUCCAAAAACAUGGACCGUUUCUGGGUCCAAAAGACAUUCUCCAAUUUACCUCCAGAGAUGCAUGAAAAGUGUUCAAAAGAUGUCAUGGAGAUUUUGAACGGUAAAAAUGCUAUUGAGGUCUUGUUCCAACUGGAUAAAAUCAAACUUGGCCUUCCUCUAGGCCACAGCUCCUGGGCCGAACCCGCCAAGGAGAUCACCUCCAAAACAUGGAAACAAGUCCUGCAGUUUGCAGCCAGCUACUUUCACGACAUCGUUGAUGGAUCAAUGUUUGAGGAUAAAUAUCUGAAGGGCAUGGGCUGGAAGAAGGACGUGAUGGAGCCAUUGUUCAGGAAGGUGGUUGCCGGACUGUCGCUGGGGAACGCCGAUCUGAACUUCAGGGCCGUCUGGCGACUCUACAAGAGGGAGAGAACAGACAAAGAGAAGGAAGACGGGAAGACGCCAGAGGAGGAAUGGAACCCAGAUGCGUAUACAGCUUUUGGUGGAUUCUAUGAUAAGAUCUAUAACUACGUGGUGAGCAACGCAAGUUACAUCGUCAAUACAGAAGUCUUUAAACAAUUGCCUGAAGAUCUUCAGAAACAGAUAAGAAAAGAUGCAGUUUAUGUGGAUACAGGCAUGUCCAAGACACUUAAGAAACCUGUUCUCUCCAGCUCGCAAAGGCCCAAGUCUGCUCAGGUGAGGAGGACACUCUCCCAUCCUCUCCGAGCUUCGUCUCCUGCAUCCUCCACCUCCUCGGCCUCCUCCGUAUCAUCUGCCCCAUCCUCAUCCCGGAGAGGAGGAGGAGGGACUGGGUCAGCAAGGGGUGCAAGGGGUUCAUCGAGGGGUGCAGCAGGUUCAUCAAGGGGUGCAGGAGGUUCGUCAAGGGGUACAAAUGGUCCGGCUAGAGGUGCAGAAAGUGGGUCUGCAAGGGCAACAGGUAGGGGUGGUGCAGCAGGCAGAGGAGCUGAUGGCUUAGCAAGGGGUAAUGGAACUGGUAGGUCUAGGGGUGAAGAAGCAGGGGCGGCUGGUGUGGGUGGAGCUCAGAGACCAACAAGGCCAAGGGACGGAAGACACCCUCCUGGGCGUUGAAAAAUAAAAAUAAAAACAAAUAAAUAUGUUGAUCCAUAAAGAUGCAUUCCCAAAACUAUUCCGUUGGGAGCAAUAUAUGUAACAUGUAGAGUACAAUUGUAAGCAAGCUAAAAUGUAGACAUUGAAAUGGAAUAUGAUGGGAUAUGACGUAAUGAUUCAUGUUUGAUACAAUGUAUCCAUGAUUACUGUAUAUGUACAUGAAGUGGGACAACUAUCAAUCAAUCAGUCAAUCAAAUGAGUUCACUACUUUGAGUGUACCACAUGAAGAAAUAUCUGAUAAUCAAUAUUAUGAAAUUGUAGAGCAUGAUAUGUUUUAUUGAAUAGGAUGCAGGCAUGGCACUUUCAUGUUGAAUAUGUUUGGUUUGUUGUAUAAAUAUAUGAAAUGUUUGGAAAACAUUUUAUUUGCAAUGUAUGAACUAUGUUAUUGGUAAAAAGAAGAACGUUAUGUUAGAUUUUUAUACAUUUUUUGAUGUGUGCAAUUAUACCAAAGUUUGUCUUAAUUUGCUACUUAAACCUCCACUGAUGCAAUAUAUUUCUGUGUGAUUUUGUAAAUAUUUGAGAAAGACCAAUUUAUUUUGUAACUUUAAUUUAUAUGAAUUUUAUAAAAAAUCAACCGGUUUGGUUGCUUGGAUAUGGUAUGAUACAAAAAUGUACUCAUUUGACUGGUCGGUCAAUAUAUCAGUGAAAAAAUGACCGGGAUUGAAAUGUUAUGAUCCUUGCAAUCAACAUCAUGUGAUGAGCUAUGGACCAAUCACACCUUUGUAAUAAAAGAGCUUUCUAAUAUAACAAAUGAGGAAUGAUACUGCAUGCUUAUUAAAGGGAAAUUCCAGGGGUCGUAUUCUGAGAUUUAUUUUAAAGGUAAAGACCAGUAUUGGAAACGCCCUAAUUUCAAAAAAUGAAAUGGAAGCGCUU
Strongylocentrotus purpuratus (purple sea urchin) is the source of this 2688-nucleotide messenger RNA. RefSeq lists its product as uncharacterized. Gene Ontology annotation, molecular function: protein binding. The transcript has 11 exons. Lineage: Eukaryota; Metazoa; Echinodermata; Echinoidea; Camarodonta; Strongylocentrotidae. The coding region runs from base 250 to 1776 and encodes 508 amino acids. The record is from RefSeq and is a predicted model, not a curated record.